This is a messenger RNA of Astrephomene gubernaculifera, 2678 nucleotides long. The record is from the annotation of a GenBank genome assembly. Lineage: Eukaryota; Viridiplantae; Chlorophyta; Chlorophyceae; Chlamydomonadales; Astrephomenaceae.
CAACUAUACUGUUCAUAAAAUUGUUAAGAACUGCGCUCCUCUACUGUGCUUGGUCGCUAAUUUGCCAUUAACACUUCGGACGUGUAUCGUAUGUCUAGAGGACUUACGAUGUGUCAUUAGAUUGAUAUGGCUUCCGCGCCUCAAUGGCGUGUCCUGGCGUGCAUUGGCGCGCCAGAGACCGAUGGCGAAGCCCUGGGAGUGCACUCAGCGCUUUUGGACUUGGCCAAGCCUGAAACACAGCCAGCAAACGUGCAGGUGUCUGUCUUAACACACCCUUCUCUGUCGGAAUUCAACGCUUUGGUCGCUCUUAAACGGCCGAACUUCAUCUACUGCUGCGGGCCCUCGUCAGCGACUGACGACAAGCAGCCGGGGUUCGUCGGCUCCUUCACGUUCCGAGACCAGCCCCCUGACGCGGGCGAGGAGGUGCUGCUGGCGGCGCUGCAGGAGAGCGGCGCGGAGGUGGCGUACGUGGAUGCAGUGGUGUCACCGCACUUUGGUCCCGUGCUGCACCAGCGGGGCAUCCCCCACGUGCUUGUCUGGCCCGCCGACAGCCCCGUCCCCACCCCCGUCGCCGCGCACUUCAACGCCGCCUUCCUCGCGCUCCUCACCAGCAGCGCCGCCUCACCGCCGGAGGCCUUUGCGGCCGCCAGCCACAGCACCCAGGCGCACUGCACCUGCACGCCCGCCCUCCCCGCCUCCUCCUCCCCACCUGCAGCAGCGCCCGCAGCAGCAGCCGCCCCGGCAGCGCCACCACAGAAGGGCUCCGAGGGCGGCAGCCCCAGCCCAGGAGGACGAGGUAACGGUGGUGGUGGUGGUGGAGGUGGCGGGGGUCGCAGCGGUCCGCCGCUGCCUGCAUUCGUGUCGUCGGUGCGCCCCGGGCUGCCGGACAGCGCAUCCAUACCGCCGCUGGCGGAGGGGCCGGGGCUGACGCUGGGGCCGGCGGGGCCGCAGGGCUUCCCGGGCUGGUCCGAGGUGCGGCUGCUGGCCCCCCGUGCGGAGCUGCGGCUGCUGCUGGCGGGCGGGUGCACGCUGCUAGAGGCGGGGCGGCUGGGGUGGCUGGGGGAGGCGCUGCGGGCGCUUUUAGUCAUGGAGGCGCGGGGGGUGCAGCUGCUCUCCUGCACCCCGCUGCCCCAGCCCCCCCGCAACCUGCCCGCCGGCUGCUCCGCGGUGCGGUGCGGGGUGGUAAGUCGCAGCGGGGCGGCGGGGGCGGUGGUGCUGGGGGGGCCGCCGGGGGUACUGCGGCACCCGGAGCUGGUGCAGCAUGCGCUCAGGAUGUCCCUGGUGGCUGACAGCGUGAGUCUGCAGUUCCGUCUGCCCCCGCCCGGGCUGUCGCUGCCCGCGCCCCGCCGCAGCAGCCGGGUGGCGGGCGGGGCGGCGGUGGUGGACUGCGUGGCGGGUACCAGCGUGUGGGCGGUGGAGCUGCUGCGGGAGCUGAGCAAGGACUCCCGCUACCACAGCCUAGCCGCUCUGGGUGUGGCGGCGGUUGGCAACUCUGCAGACACCUCCUUCACACCCGCGGAUGUACGGCGAUACAACUUGAUCGCAAACGGCCUCGGACAGCCCUCCACCCUCGCGGCCUCGCAAGCACCUGCAGCACCUGGAGCAGCACCGACGGGCACGGCGGCGGCGGGGGCGGGGGCGGGGGCGGGGGCGGGGGCGGGGGGCCAACAGCUGACGGAAACGCAGCCCUCGUCGCCGCCAGGGCAGCCGGGCAGUAGCGGUGUUGACGCAACGGCGGCAGCGGCGGCGGCGGCGGCCGCAGAGGGAGCUAUGGACCUAUCCGCAGCCGCCGCCAACGGUGGCGCCUAUUUUGGCAACGACGCGCUCAUGGGUUACUCACUCAAUGGGCAGUUACUAACGAUGGAUGGUAGUGGCGGCAGCGGCGGUGGUGGAGGAGGAGGAGCGACGGCGCCGGUUUCCCAGGACCCUUUCGCCGCCGCUGGUGGCGGCGGCGGCGGCAGCAGUGGCGGCGACGACGGCGCGUCGGCGGGGCUGCUACUGGAGGGAUUUUCCCCAGCGGAUGGAUUCGCUGGGGAUGGUUUCGGAGACGGCGGCCUAGGGGAGGGCGGUUGUGGAGGUGCGGGGUCGCGAGGAGCCGUGUGCCGACCCGCGGGUCCGCUGUCUGACAAGGCACCCAACUUCAGGGGGGAGCUCCCGGGCUACGUCUGCUCCCGCCCGCCGCUGUCCUGUUGCUCCGAGUCCGCCUUCUACGAUGACCUGGUGGCCUUCCUCACCGCACUGCGCGGCAAGCCCCUGGACCGCAGUCGCUUCCCCGAGGCGGUCCUCAACGGCGUGUCUCUGGACCUGUUCAGCCUGUACCGCGAGGUGGUCAGCCGGGGGGGCUUCAGGGUGGGCAACGGCAUCAACUGGAAGGGACAGGUCUUCCCCCGCAUGCGCAAUUGGACGGAGACCAACAAGCAGACGGGUGUGGGCAACGCGCUCAAGCGCCACUACCAGAACUACCUGUGGGAGUACGAGCUGGCGCACCCGGAGGACGUCACGCUGGACCGCUGCGUGCUGUGCAACGGAGGUGACGCGGUGUCUUCGGACUGGGUGUGCUGCGAUUGCUGCGAGUCGUGGGCUCACUUUUCGUGUGACAAGCGGCCGGGGCUGGGGGCGUUCAAGGAUUACGCGCAGGGGCUGGGGCGGGUGUAUGUGUGCCCGUCUUGUGCGAGGGA